ACAGUAGAGCGAGUGGUCUUCUUGCCGUAGUAGGAGAGAGAAGUAUUAUUAUUAUAUGUUCAGAGGAGGUGUGUGCUUUCCCUCGUUCCUUCGUACCACUGCUGAGAAGAAUCCUUUCUAACCCAAAUAAACCGAAUUCUCGGUCCGUCGGCCUGUGCAAGGUUUACAUUCACUUAGAGAGAGAGAGGAAGUCCUUCUACUACUACUCAGCCUCUGCCACUGCCUACACAAGUACGGGUGUCCCUCUCUGCCUCUCUUCUUGGAGAGUAAUUGGGUCGUCAAUUAUUCAGCCGUACUAACUAAUCUUAAGUGAGUAUUAGGAUAGUACAGAGAGCAGGACUUGACUGACUGACCCGUCUUCACUUCACUCAACACUUUGUUAACUUGCAUUGCAUGGUUGUUUCGUACUCUGUUUUAGGGGUCGUGGGGUGGGCGAGUGUUGUGUUGUGGUUGUGGUGGUGAGGGUGGUGAGGAUUUAUUAGGAAGGAAGGUUCGAGACGGGUGUCAUCAUCAAGAGAAGAAGAAGAACCAGGGGCCGUUUGACCUUUGCGCUAAUUUUGGAACGCCCUACUUUCUCCACCUGGAGUGAUUCAGUUAGUUUUAACCAACCAACCCGGAGUGAAAGCAGGACGUAGAUAAUCAUCAUGAUCAUCAUGGGGGAGUGAUAUUACUGAUCGGAGGAAUAUUCCGUGGGGGCAAGUUGGUCGGUUGGGGAUGAUGAUGAUUGGGUGGGAUUGGUGUGGAUAUUAAUUGCUGGUUUUGGCUGGUUGAUAAAUAGUGCUGGGCUUGAUAAUGGGAGAAGAAAAUAUUGAAAAUGAAAAUGAAAACGGGAGCAGGAGUGGUAGCAAAUUCUCGACGUGCAAGUCCAAUCUUGGUUUUGGUUACUUAAUCAGCACUGUGAGAGAAAGCUGUCAAUCAUCCUAACCAAGUGUGCCAUGGGGUAUUAGCUUCAAAAUUGUGUGUGUGGUUGGUGGAUGGAAACCACGUCUUCUUCUUGAGUUUGUGUGUAUUUUCACGGAAUAAGUAUAAAAUGGAGCUUACAUUCUCCUCCUCCUCCUUCAACUAAAAGGACGCGUUUCUAAAAUCAGGUUCGGAUGGCGAAACUAAUCGGUGGUGAAACCACACCCGGAGACAUUUUUCAUCCACCAUGUCCCUCCGGGUACUCCACGCAUUCAUCGGAGUACAAUCCUCGCCAUCAUCGUCCAAGAAUCAAGCUUAAAUCCAAACUGACUUUGUCCGACCAUUCAGAAGUGAAGUCUGCCCCCUCAUUUGUUGAAAAUAGUAGAAAAUUGCUCACACCACGUUUCAGUAAAAACCUCCUCCCCCGAAGGAGCAGAUUUCUCCCCCCGCCAUGUUUGAGAACAGUGAUGCUAGUGACCUUUAUUUUUGUGGUGCUCAAUUCCAACCUGACAGUUUCUGCUGCCACUGACGCUGACAUCGAAUAUAAUAACAAUCCUAACCCCCUCACCUCAUCCUCGUCCUUAUCGACCUCACCUUCGCUCAGUGAUAAGCCAACUUUAAUAACGAGUGACUUUUCGUCUUCUUCCACAAGGGUAAAAUCAUCCAGUGAAAAAAUUGCUAUUACUCAUCAACAAUCCUUUUACAAUUCUGCCAAUAAGAACGAUGCUUCAAAUUGGGGCGGUGAUAUUCGUGGUGGUGGUGGUGAUGAUAACUCAGAUAAGCAGAAGGGACCUCAUAUAAGUCAUAAUAAUAGGCAUGACAAAAAACAGAGCUCAUCCUCUUCUGAACAUUAUUCAUCCUCAUCUUUAUCAUCAUCAUCCGUUAAUAGUCAGAAAAAUGAGGUCGUCGUUAACUUAAAUUUUCACCGACCGCUUCAACACUUUUCCGAUUCUCCGGAAAAAUCAAGUGCUUCUACAACCCCUGAAGUUAUUGAGGAUCAUUACAACGAGUUGAUGCAAGCAGACGAGGCAUCAACCCAACAAGCCGACAAUAAUCCGAAAGGAUCCCUUUCCGAAAAGAAAAUCACAAAAUCUUCCAGAAAGAAGGCCGCCACACAAACCGUGAUCGUACCCAUUCUAGAAUUCAACGCGACGUCACCUCACCGGAUAAGCGGUGCUUAUCAGAGUAUCCUAAAUUACAACAAGACCCGAAAUGAAAUCAUUGGCGUUUAUCCGAACGGGACUGGUGGUUUGGGGGUCAUUAUCAAACCUCGCAGAUUAGAAUCGUUAUCGUACGGUUUGAAAAGUACUCCUUCCGCGUCCUCGACUUCUUCUAGAGCCUCCGCCGCCGCCUCUUCUUCUUCUUCUUCCAACUCGAUCCCGUUCGACGAAGAGGAUGAAGAAAACUCGGGUUCCAAUUCCAAUAUAAAAAAGAAAGCAAAUAAAGAUCUUGAAGAAGUUGAUGAAACAAAGUCGCAACAUGUUCAUAAAACAUCGCUUCAAAUAAGGAGAGAUUUGAGUCGUCUGGUGGCCUCCGUGGGGGCGGGGAUUGACGAUGAUUCCGCAGCAAUGAGCAAAUGUGAUCACGUUUACAUCUCUUCGCAAAAUGGUCCUAAGAAUGGAACUUUCGAGUCUCCCAUUCUACCCAUUGAAGAAGGAAACUUGAUCACAUACACUUGCAUGCUCAUGUUCGUGGCUCGGCCGAGUGAACGUGUCGAUAUUAAUUUUGAAGAAUUCAACGUUAGAGGAACGCCACCUGAAUGUAUUCACGAGUGGGUCGAUAUCUGGACGGAGGUUGAGGGGACGGAUCUCACAGACUUGAUAACUACCCCGUUUAGCGGAAGAUAUUGUGGCAAGAUUCCGCCCAGAAAGAGAAUUUCUCUCUAUGGAGGGAUCGCCAUUGGGUUUUAUUCGGAUAAGAACUCCACCGACGAGCCCAUCUUCCAGGGCACUUAUUCAUUUAUCAACGAAUCGAGAUACGUCGUGGGAACCCCGGUACCACGAACUCUUUGCUCCUACACCAUUUUAGCCUCGUCCAACAAAGGGAUUGGAGAACUAUUAUCGCCAACUUAUCCUGGAGUUUAUCCAAAAAAUCUGUCCUGUUCGUACAAAUUUAUUGGAAGUCCGGGGCAAAGAGUGAGAAUAGAAUUUCGGGAUUUUGACGUUUUCUAUGGUGGACAACAUUGUCCGUUCGACGACGUUAAAGUUUAUGACGGUGCCGACCCGACCUCUCCGCUUAUCGGGACGUAUUGUGGACAACAGAGAAAUCUUGUCAUAUAUUCUUCCGAGCACAUGAUGCUGGUCACUUUCACCACAUUGGAUAGAAAUACGGACUCGCAAAAUAGGGGGUUUAGUGCUGUGUACGAGUUCUCCAACUCGUUCGUCAAGCUUGAUUUUAUCGAAAAGAACAUGGGUGACCAUAUUCGUGGGACAGAAUGUGACCAGCGUAUCUUAAGCAAGGGACAAUCUUCUGGCGUUGUCUACUCACCGAACUACCCUUUUCCCUACCUUCCUAAAAUUGUAUGUCGCUAUUUUGUCUAUGGACUCCAGGACCAACAAAACUUGGAACGAGUUCGUCUUUCUUUUGAAAUUUUUGAUGUUCCAUCUCAGUCCAACAGUGCGGAGGAUGAGGUCAAUCAAUCAGAUGUCAAAAGAUGUGGCGACGGCUUUCUAAAAGUUUACUUAAAGGGUCAAGAAGUUAUUCAGGCUUAUGACAAAGCAGACUAUGAGUUUUGUGGCAAAGAGUUGCCUCACAGUGUAGUUUCUGAUGGACCUAGGAUGGUCUUGGUCUUCAGUUCUGGAGAAACGCAGGGUUCAGGGUUUAAAGGCAGAUUCAGCUUUGAAACAGAAUAUCGCGUACCUGGAACCGAAGAGCCUGGAGUACCCUGCCAUUUUACAUAUUAUAGCACAUCGCGUAUGAAAGGAGAAUUUAAUUCGCCACGUUUCCCUUCCAACUACCCUUCUAAAACUAAUUGUAUGUAUCUAUUUCACAUGGAGCAUCCUAAAGAACAAGUGCGCAUUGUUUUUGACGGCUUCAAACUCAGGGCAGAUAAGUUUGUAUUGACGGAUCGUGGAGCUUAUGGGAGUAAUUGCGAUGAAGACUGGGUAGAAAUUUGGAAUGUCAUUGCUCAUCAAGAAGACAGGUUAGUUGGUCGAUAUUGUGGAUCGACGGCUCCAGGGCCGAUCGAAUCACGAGAGCAGGCCGACGCACUCAAGAUCCUCUUGCAUACGGAUGACGAAGGCGUCUAUUCCGGAUUUAAGGCGAGAUACAGCUUUUUCACGCCGGGGAAUGUGUUUGGAGACGACUGCGGUGGAAAUAUUAGUAAUGCAAUAAGCGGUGAAAUCACUUCCCCACAAUGGCCUGCAAAAUACGAAGGACCCUCCACAACCAAGGGCGAUGGGCACAAAACGUGUAACUGGUACUUGGCAGUCCGACCUGGAAACCGAGUUAUGCUCCAUUUCCAACAAUUUUCCGUCGAAGGAGACCCAAACACUCGAGGUUGUGCCGCAGCUGCUGUCAGAAUUUGGGAGGAUGUUGAUGGAAUUCCGGUCGAACUUUGCGGACAAGAGUUGCUACAGGAAAAUAGUCAAUUUGUUUCAACAAGAAAUACAAUGCGUAUUACCUUCAUAAUGGCGGACAAAGCAAUAGGUGCUCCAGGCUUCCGUGCCGUUUGGACAGAAGUUCAAGAUGGAUCAAUCUCCAACUGCCACAACAGCUUUUUCCGCUGUGCUAAAUCCCAAUUUUGUAUUCCAAUGGACCUAAAAUGUGACGGGACGAGGAACUGCGGCAUCGCUAAUGUUACCUACGACCAUUCCGAUGAAGAAGACAGCACUUGUAGCGGCCUGACGGGUGGAAUCGAUAUUGGGGAUAUGAAUCUCUUAUUCACUAUCGGAGUGGGUGUGGCAAUCGGACUAUUUUUCAUCAUUGUUGUGUGUGCUUGGGGUCAGCGGAGAAAGCGGAGGAGGAGGAGAAGACUGCAACUACGACGCCCACCAAUUCAUGUUUGUGACAAUGCCGGCGCAAGAUUCGCCGCCAUGGAUAGUGUAUGACUAUAGGCCCCUCUUAUACACUUUUAAUAACAAUAUUAUCCAUACUAAAUAUUUAUUACCUACUUAUCUAACUUGACGUGUUGUGCUGCAAACUUUUUGAAAAUUUUGCUAGUGAACUGAAAAAAUUCGUGAAAUUAAAUGAAGAACUAUUACAAAAUUUUCUAAAUCUUGCAUAAAUAAGGUAGAAAAAUUGAGUAAGAAAUGAAAAAAAUGAGAUUUUUACUGCUACAAAUACAUAAAGAAGAAAAUCCCAUCUCUCAAAACACUCACUCACUAAAAAUUAAAAACUAUGUACUAACUACAUACACUCAACUAAUAACGAAAUAUGUAUGAUAAGUACUUAUCAUUUUGAACUUAUUACACAGAAAUGAAAUGACGAAUGCUAAUAACUAACAGGCGUACUUUUAAGGGAUACAUAAAUUCUAAACAAAAUAGCGGUAAACUAUUCGACUAAUAAUUCUCGACUUUUUUGUUCAAUUACUUAAGUCAAGUUAGGUUUUUAGAUUAAAAAAAUCUACUCUAAACUUGAUCAAGACGAAGAAAUUGUGAAAAGAAAGCUCAAAAGGUUUGUGACUUUUUGCGUAUAAAAUAGUCAUCCCAAUAAAUAUUGAAUUAUUAAUAAUUAAUAAAUAUGUGCACGAUAGAACCAAAAAAUAUUUCAAUUUUUGUAGUGCCAAAACAGAAACAAGCUCUCUUCUUGUACUUACUUUUCCGUUAUUCUAUUCAAAUUAUUACACGCCGACGAUAAGUUUGUAUUUACAGAGAGGAGAACCGUAAUUUAGGCAAUAAAAAAAUCAACCAAGGUGCAACAUACAAAAUCAAAAACAGAGUUGUAAAAUUUCGAAAAAACUGAUGAGAUUCACGACAGCUCUUUAUAUUUAUUAGUAUGCGAUCAUAAAUAAAACAACUCGACAAGAAAUUAUCAUUACUUUUACAAUAGAUAAGAAGGGGAGAUGAGUAUCAUAAAAAUGUUGAUUAUUAUCAAAUACGACGACGACGACUAAUAAUUUAUCCUUGAUCAGGUAAAAAAAUAUUCAUCAAUAAGUAAUAUUUACUACAUGUUAGACACGUUAUUAAAAUUCUCGUUUUGUAGUCAGUCACCCGAAAAGAGAAGAGAUUACAUUUGUGUAAUUGUACGACAAAAAUAAGUAAUAAUGUUGAUUAUUAUUGGCCAAAAUGUGUGGGGAGAAGACAGAAAAAGAAGCGAGUUUGUUGUUCUUGUUCUUGUGAGACGCUAUAAUAAUUAAGCACUUAUUAAUUAGUUAUUGAUACAUUUUUUUCUGUUAUAAAUACAUUGACAUUUGUAUUUAAGAAUAAAUUAAUUAGGAAGAAAAGAAGAGACGGUAACGUUUCUAGGCCAGUUUUAAUCGUUCAUACAUAAUGAUUAUUAUACGUAUACAUGCAAAAUGUGUUAGACAGUGUUUAUAUAAUACUUAUAUGUUUGAUUGAGCGUGUUAUUAUGGACUGGAGAAUUUUUAAUAAUCGCUAAAUAAUAAAAAUUACGUGAUGACAUAGAUAAAUACGGAA
Messenger RNA from Folsomia candida, 6476 nucleotides. RefSeq lists its product as uncharacterized. Gene Ontology annotation, cellular component: plasma membrane. Gene Ontology annotation, molecular function: protein binding. The coding region runs from base 1095 to 4949 and encodes 1284 amino acids. The record is from RefSeq and is a predicted model, not a curated record. The transcript has 25 exons. NCBI's taxonomy places the organism in Eukaryota, Metazoa, Arthropoda, Collembola, Entomobryomorpha, Isotomidae.